Molecule: messenger RNA, 1697 nt
Organism: Funneliformis geosporum
Lineage: Eukaryota; Fungi; Glomeromycota; Glomeromycetes; Glomerales; Glomeraceae
Source: the annotation of a GenBank genome assembly
CAAAUGGAAAAAGUAGCUAGCGUUGAAGCGUAUCCAUCUGGUCGAGCGCAGUCAUUCACAGCAGACGCUUGUGCAGGGGAAUCUCCCACAGAUAUACAAGCGAGUAAGCUCAGUUUUUUCUGCUUGAGUAAACUAGCUACUCGCGUUACAAAAAUGAGAGCACUCGAAGUUCGUGAAGCUCAAAAAAAAUUCUUGAUGGAUGACGAAGAUCCUCGUCCGACGAGAUUCUUUAUGCAAUACCAUUACCGCCGUAAAAAUUCUGGUUUUCGUGAUUAUAAGUUACGGUUAGAUGAAGCAUUACAAGAUGACCCAUAUUCAGAAAAAUUAUCAAGUUUAAAAAGGAAAUGGGAGGCUUACGAGUAUAGGAAUGACUGGGAGAGCUACGAGGAUGAAAAACGAAGCCGAAGAGCUGACAAAAAAGUAAAGAAAACGAAACUUAAAGCACAUAUCGACUUUCACGGUCAUUUAGAUGAAAGGCUUACGAAGAAGAGUCAAACCGAUGGAAAUCAAACCAACAAUAUAUCGGUGCCUCAAUCGACGGAAUUUACUGAUAUUCUUCAUAAGACCGGAGAAGAUCAGACGCAAGUUCGGUUUAAUAAUGAUAAUGCAGGUCUUUUUAAUGACUUAGAUGUCGAUAACGAAGGUAACGAAAGAAAUGACGAAAUUGAAGAUAUUGUUGAAACGAAUAUUAAUAACGUUCUAGGUUCGCUUAAAAAUUUUGCGUCUGAGGAUAAAUCAAGUAUACUGGAAAAUUUGGAAAAUCGUUUGGCUACUGCAUACAAGGUUGUUUCUCACUUUGAUAGACAAUUUCCGUACACGAAAGAACUCUACAAUACAUUCCCCGAUCAAAUGAGAACAUUGGAGAAUGAAUGGGAAAAGAUAAUAGUAGAUCAUUUUGACGAAUUUUUGGAUGUUGAUCACGAGAAGCUUAUUAUGGUGUUCAGUAAACCUCCCUAUGAUGAUUUUUCUUAUAAACGUGACGAUGAAUUGAUUUGGUGUCAGAGAAUAUUUAUUGAUUUGACUCGACAAUUUCUACGUAAUAGAGGUGCUCUAUUUGAUAAAGAAGCCUCUGAGCUUCGCUAUCGCUCGGAAAUUGUGAAUCCUUUGCUUGCGGGGGCAUUUGAAAUUAUUGAACGUUCUAUAUGGCUUGAAACCGGAGAAAUUGAGAACGAAAUACAAAAAGUGCAACGGAAUGAUACUAAGGAAGAUAAUGAGCGGUCAAAACUUGGAAUGAAACAUGACGGUGUGAUCAAUAUGAUAAUACACGGAAAGAAAUAUCAAGUCGGAUUUCUUGAGGUCGUAGGCAAUGCCUUUAACAAUGACAUAACUGAUAGGAAUAUUGACUUAGAGAAAUUAUAUAAAGCAAUGUCAUUAUCAUUGUGGAAUCAACGUGCACAUCUCGAUAAUGAAACUUCGCAACAAUUAUCAACUUUUGCUGUAUUAGUCCAUGGGAAAAUUUUUAGUUUCUUAAGCAUGCAUUACAUUAAUAAUGAGUUUGUGGUUAAGAAUUAUGAUGAUUUCAUAUUACCAACAACAAAUGAAUGUCUGGUGAGAAUACCUAAAAUAAUAGAAACGAUUGCCAAAUUCAAGAUAAGAAUUAUGAUAUAUCAUCGAGAACAUAUGGCUAGUUUCCAUAAAGUAGUGCGUUCGCCAAGGGAUAAUCCACCCAAUGCUUCACCACAAAAGAAGAGGCAAUG